CUUUGUAGUCCUCGGAGAGUUCUAUACAUUUAUGAUACUCCUGUGACUAUCUGCAUUUGUUCCUAUCAUUUUUCGGCAAAAAAGCUUCAAAACCUUUUACUAAAUAUUGAAAUUAAUGAGACAACUCAGCACUCACAUUAAAUUUUUUUACAGGAAGUUGGUGACGUUAAAAAGGAUAUGUUUACGCAGAGCAAUGUGUUUUAUACACCUUCUUUCUGGAGGUUAUAUCAAGGCUGGCUAAUUGGAAAGUUCAUCUGCUAAUUACUACAAAAGAUAGGAGACCAGCGACAGUUACAGAGAGUAACAAAGCACCUCAUCUAUCUGAGAGUGCGAUUGGGGAAUAAUACAGUUGUAUUGUGAAACUAAUCAACUCAAUAACCAAUUCAAUGAAGAGCAUUAUGCGACUCGGAGGAGUGGCCAUAGUUAUCUAUAACAUUUAUAGCCAGUGAAGUGUCAAAACACUUAAGGAAAACAAUAGGAAAGUACAAUGACGAACUUGACUCUAUUGGAUGAGAAGGGAGGGUUAAUUCAAGAAACGUUUAAGUGUGAUUCAACUAGGAAUUUUUCUGCGGAAAAUAUUACCUGUAUUCAGGAGAAUUCUCAUGGACGUCACGAACAUUAUGGAGAACCCCAAUUCUGGGGAGAACAACGAAUCUUAGUCAUAGUACUGCUCUUAAGUAUACUGAUUGGAAAUAGCAUAGUGCUAGUAGCAGUAGCUGUCUCCAAGCGGAAGUCGCGCAUGAAUUUCUUCAUUAAGCAGCUGGCGUUUGCAGAUUUGCUGGUAGGUGUUUUUAGUGUUCUGCCCGAUCUCAUACAGAGGUUCACUGUUCACUGGUACGCCGGAGAGGUGAUGUGCAAAAUUGUUAGAUUUGGGAUGGGGACGGUCACGUAUGGCUCGACAUUUGUCCUUGUGGCAUUAAGUAUCGAUCGCCUUGAUGCCAUUGCCAGACCCCUAGGGUUUAGUGACAGUUGGAGACGACCGCGACUGAUGAUUGCCGUUAGCUGGAUUCUGGCUUGUCUCUGUUCCAUUCCAUUUGCUGUCUUAUUUAAAACGGAUACUUGUUAUAUAAAUUUGACACCAAAAGAAUGGGAGAUCUAUUUAACGGUGAUAUCCUGCGUCGUCUUUUUCAUUCCUGCAAUCAUCAUCGGCAUCUGUUAUAGCGCAAUGAUAUACAUCAUCUGGUUACAUACUCGAGGAGUGCCAAAAUCCGGAGGAGAUAAAAAAGUUCAUGAAUCGGAUAAACCUCUUAAUGCCAAAUCAGGAUUUCAGAUUGAUAAAAAGCCUAUCUCAUACAAAGACAGCAAACUAAUGAGGGGAAGAGAAACCCGGAUGAGUUCGAGGGGCAUCAUCCCACAGGCAAAGAUUCGCACCAUUAAAAUGACAUUCAUUAUUAUAUUUGUGUUUAUUUUAUGUUGGAGUCCCUACUUCGUUUUUAACCUGCUUACGGUCUACCAUGUAAUUCCUGUGAAUAAAUCUACGAUGGCUUUACAUUCUUUCAUCCAAAGCCUGGCUCCAUUGAAUUCGGCUGCUAAUCCUAUCAUAUACGGAGUAUUCAGUACAAGAAUCUGUAGACAGCUAAGGCGAUUCCGAAUAAUAAGGUGUGUUCUCAUGAGAUUAGGAUGCUGCAUGCUCGAUGAUGUUGAUCCACGGCGACGCCUUUAUACUGAUCCACCAACCACCAGUUUUACGCAGUGCACGUACACUUCUCGGAACAGGAGCCCCCGACUGGAGGUCUCCAACGAUACAGCACUCAGCAGUGCAGAGGAUUGUAAGGAUCUGUGUGACUUGGUGCUGAGCACAGCACCUUCACAAAAUCAGCUGACGUUACAGACAAAAAUUCGCUGACAAAUUUAACUUAAUUGGAAAAUGAAAUACAUUUGUACAAAGUGGACGGGAGAUUGUAUAGUUAGUGUGUUAAGUAGUUGGCAAUAGUUGAAAUUUUGUGCAACUCUAAAAUAUUCUUAAGUCAAGUUUCAGUGUUUUAUGUGUGUGGAUAUUUAAGACAACUCAAGCUGAUUGGUUUUUGAAUCUAUUUGAUUUUGGUAUGCUAUUACAGGUAGUCUUGGUUCAGAUUUAAUUAGUUCCUUAAUUUUUAUCAUCUCAUAAUUCCGAGGCUUUGCCAAAAAAAAAAAAAAAAAAAAAAACAAGUGGGAAGACAGAUAUCUCUGAAAUAUUUUCUUCUCUUUUCUUCUCUUAACAUGGGGAUUUUUAUAUUCAGAAGGGGAUCGAUUUGAUGGCAAAAUGAUUCGAGAAAUAAACUGUUCAUCUAAUUACUAUGUUACAUUAGGAAAUGUGUUCAAUGAUAAAGCAAACGAAUCCAUCUUUACAUUAAGGUUGUGUUUAUGUAGCAUAUUAUGAUCUUUUGGUAGACAUCUCUAAGCCAUGGAAAAGUCACGAUACUAGUAUUUCAGUUGCUGUGUUUUUAUCUCCAAAGGUUAUGAUAUCGUUAAACUUAACAAAUUACCGGAUUUAACGGUCGCCAUUAUUGCAACAAAAAAUGCAUGAGCCAUUUAAGCAUUUUUUAAAAUUUUGCAAACGUUAUCUCCCACAAAAGAAAAAACAUUAUUUUGUUGUUAAGAUAUUCGGCAGGUGUAGCCGGUCGGCAGGGAAUGUUCGCUUCUACAUGGCACCUGGUCCCACCUCUGUUUUCAGAGGUACGUGUUUGGCUCUGUUCAUAGGUUUGUAUUGUUUAGAUGGACUUUUGGGAGUGAUCGAUGUUCUUUGUCUUUACAUUUCACCAAAUCAUUCAGUGAUGUUCCCACUUUUUUACGUCAAAAAUAUUUGUAAGUUUAUUUAUUGAUGUUAUAUUUGUUGUAAAUAGAUGAUAUAUAUAAUGUU
Saccostrea echinata is the source of this 2839-nucleotide messenger RNA. RefSeq names its product cardioacceleratory peptide receptor-like. The record is from RefSeq and is a predicted model, not a curated record. Bases 488 to 1846 code for a protein of 452 amino acids. Gene Ontology annotation, molecular function: vasopressin receptor activity. The transcript is spliced from 9 exons. Gene Ontology annotation, cellular component: membrane. Lineage: Eukaryota; Metazoa; Mollusca; Bivalvia; Ostreida; Ostreidae. Gene Ontology annotation, biological process: G protein-coupled receptor signaling pathway.